Porites lobata is the source of this 7053-nucleotide messenger RNA. The record is from the annotation of a GenBank genome assembly. Lineage: Eukaryota; Metazoa; Cnidaria; Anthozoa; Scleractinia; Poritidae.
AUGGCGGACACAAGUUCACCAAAUCCAAGCAGUGAACCCGAGAAACCGGCGGCUGAAUCAUCUGAUUCUUCUGCUGCUGAAUUGCAAAAGACGAUUGCAGAUGCUUUUGACAUAUUUGACCACGAAUCUAACAAGACUGUUGAUGUUAGGUACGGUAAAGUUUCUGCUGAGGUUUCAUCUUCCAACAGCUGUGCUGGGAAAGUUCUCUUUAGUUGUUCAUAAAAUACCGUAAUUUGUGGUUGUGGUUUAGGGAAGUUGGAACCAUUGUAAGAUCCUUGAAGUGUUGCCCUACAGAAGGAGAGCUUCACGAUAUCCUGGCAGAGGUAAUUAAUGUGGCUUGUUUUGAACUGAAGAAAUGUUUAUUUUUUAUUUAGCCUGCGUAGCGAGCGUUUCCUCGUGAGGUUCGUCUAGAAAGCUGGGACAAGAGCCAAAAAAAAAUGAAUGACGGGGGAGGGGGAAGAGAAUGAAGGAACCGUUUGCCCGCAAACCCCACGAUUUUGAAAAACUGCGUUCGCCCACGAACGCAGCUUCUGAUUGGCGCGGUGCGGGUAGUGUUGAUUACUUUGCAUUCGAAACAUCAAUCAAACCAGGUAUGCUUUGUUUUCGUGCGUCACAGAUCUGGUCUCAUCUGAUUUGUGGUCGCAGAUUACAAAUGUUUUGGACUGAUAUUUAUUGGAAUCGUGUUUGUGUGAAGUUUAUGAGAUCAGAGUCUUCAAAGUAUAAUUGGAGAGCGAGCAGUGGAGACUAGGCUGACUAGGGAAGGCCAAUUUAUUGAGAAUGACGGCGUGCGGAUCUGACUGGAAAAAAUGGACUGUUUGUUGGAGAUAACAUCAACAUGAAUCACAACAUCGAUACUGAUCGACAUUAGCUGAAGCCGCCAUGGACAAGCGACUUGUCAGCUUUUUGAAAUGAAAAGAUUCUUUUUGUUUAUUGGAAAUUUAGCGGCAUCUAAUGUAGAGAACGUUUCGACACAGGCUGAAGAGCAGCCGCUCUGCAAAACUUAUACCCGGCGGAGUGAAUUGUUGCGGACAGAUCAUUUUUGACGUGUCAAUAAGGUUUCAGGGGAGAUAAAGCCACACAAUAAAAAACAAGAAAUUCUGCAGCAAUCGCUCAUAGUUUUAACUUUCUUUUAUCGUAAAUCUCUUUUAUUACAGUUCUUGCAAUCACCUGCAACGUGUUCUAUUAGAGAACAAAGUAAUUUUACAAAUCUGGUAAUCCAGGGAUAAUCUGUUCGUUAUGUUUCUAUUUUGACGAGCUGUCAAUUUACAAAUGAACCGAACCAUGAAAUAUCAAGGGGCGUUUUCCAGAAUUGUGGGGUUUGCGGGCAAGCGUUUCCUCUUCUCCCCUCCCCCUCCCCCUUCAACCUUUUUUUGCUUCCACUCUAACUUUCGCGUAAUAACUCGAUUGGAAACGCUUGCUACGCAGGCUAUUUUUUAUUUGGUUAUAUGUAGCUCAGUCAAUUCCAAGCGUACUCAUACCCGCCCCUCCCCACCCGGGCAUUUGUCGGCCAUUUGUCAUUUGUUUUGGAAAAGCUGCAAAUGCCCCACGGUGGGGCCGGGCGUUCAUACAAAAACCCCACGGCACGGUGGGGCAUAAAAAUAGGGUGCAAAUGCGCCACCCCGGGACAACACCAAAAUUGUAUUUUCCAGUAUUAAAAAUAAGCUGGAAAUACCAUAUUCAUGGGAAAAUCUCUGAUAAUCUAAGCAAAAUGCAAAAAGUGCGCUACGCAAAUCACCCCUAUAUAGCUAGCCGCUAGAUAUAUUUAUUGCCGAAAAAAUCACAUCCAUCUGAUUAAUAUCAAUAACAGAACUGUAAACUAGAGUUUUUAUUGAUACCUUAUCUUUUUGUUUAAUACAGUGAAUGAUAAACAAAUAACUGAUGAGCUUAACAUGCGUAUUUUCUCAUCAUGAUGGAACCGUUUUGUCCACAUUAUUGUCGCAUUGAUCGUACAGAACAGGAUGUUUAUAUAAUAUUAGCUUUCAAAUAUCUUGCAAGGUUUUUCUUGGUCUUCCUUCCUCAACCAUUCACACACAAAGAAAGUGCCUUUUCCUUUAAACUCUUCGGAAGAUACAUAUUGAUCUUGUUUUUCCUCCAUGUGCGAACUGAUCACAAUGGCGGGAAGCAAUUUCUUAAACGGAUGCAAAAAAUACUGUGGGAUAAGGAAGUGAUGGAGUGAAAACCACACAUAUCUCUUUAAACCAUAACUAUUAAAAAUAUUCUUCAUAGAAAUAUCUAAAGCUGUCUAAAUAGGCAUGUUUUUAAGUGAAAUAUUGAAAAAGGAACGACCUUAACCGCUUAUAGAAGAAUUGACAAAACCCCCGGGCAGAGGUUUUCUGACAAAUUCCCCACUGCUGGGACCGACAAGAUGACAAAUGACCGACAAUAUUGCCCGGGAGGGGGGGAAGGGUUUGGCAUGUACACGCUUGGAAUUGACUGAUCAGCCGUUAGGGUUUAAUAUGGUUAAAUUGUGUGAGGACUGAAGUUUUCUUUCAAUUUUAGGUAGAGGAGGAAGAACCAACAGGUUAUAUAAGAUUUGAAAAAUUUGAACCAGCUAUGUUAAAAAUACUUCUGGAAAGAAGGUGAGGCAAAUUUAUUAUAAACAUUGGUUUACUUUAAAUUUUAUUUUUUUUGGAGCUUGAUUAAAGUAGGGAUUUUUUGGGGGUAUUCAAAACAACCUGAGGAUUUGUGAUAGUUAUAUUAUUUGAUGUUGUCUGGACAUUUUUAUGGCUUGGAAAUUCUGCAAUUUUGGCCCAGGCAUUUUUUUGGUUUUAUUUGAAGCCCAAAGGACUUUUUUUGGUUUUUAUUUUUGCCCCCAUUCUAUCAUCCCUGUCACUUGAAAUCCAGAGUACCCCCUCCUGGGGGCUACCGGGAUAUUGAUUAAAAUGGUAAGAACAGAGCCAGAGAAAAGAGGUUUGAGACCUAAGAGUGAGAAGAAAAUUCAAGUUUUUGAACAUUGGCAGCCAGAUGGGGACUUCUUAAUAGCUGCUAAUAAAUAGUGGCAACAUAGUCAUAAGAGAUCCUCUUAAUUCUCAUUAAAAAAUGAAAACAUAACAAGCACCUGUUACUUGGCUAAAAAGAUGGAAAAAAGGGCGGGCAAGGUGAAUGGGCUGCCUGAAAAAACAGGCUUGGGUUUCAGAAAGUAGAAAUGUCUAUAUAUAUGAUCAUGCUGCUUUAACUUAAACCCAUCUUGUUUCCUUUUUGUUUUUGUUUAAGGUACAAACCAGCACCUGAAGAUCAAAUAAUGAAAGCAUUUGAGGUUCUAGAUCAGGAAAAUAAAGGAUACCUUACUACAGAAGAACUGACAAAAUAUAUGAGUGAAGAAGGUCAUGAUUUUAUUUGUUGCUCCCCUCAUUAUCCUUCCUUUUCUCAAGGCUCGGCUGUGGCCGACCUAGUAGUUAGUAUGGUAAAUGCCUUGAACUUUCUUUUUUUAUUUUUUUUUUAUUUACAACUUUCUUUCUUUCUUUGUACGGGUGCAUCUCUCAGAGACACACAGUCAGUAAGUGCUCAUUCACUGCAUUAAUAAAAAGGCUUGGCUUAUACAUUCAUAUAUAUUGAUAUCAUUACUACUGUUAUUAGUGCAUGCCUUAUUAUUAUUAUAGGAAAUUAACACCAUGUGAUUUUGGUCUCAGUUUUCACUUUAAUUCUUUUUCUGUUGCUACUUUUAAGCAUUUUUAUCAGCAUAUUAUUCUGCCUUGAUGUAUGAUUGUUACAAAAUAUGUUCUGAAGUUCUGAGCCCAAUAAUUAGCUGUCCUUUUUUUAACAGGUGAACCCUUUACUCAAGAAGAAAUGGAGGAAAUGUUAUCUGCAGCAGUUGAUCCUGAUAAAGGAAUAGUGUUUUAUAAAGACUUUGUCUCAAUGAUGGUAGUUGAGGAUGUGUAACAAAACUAUUAAGAGACCCAGUUGUAAUAAUGUUUAAUGGUGUAUCGCAUCUACAAAAUUUGCCUACGUUUUUUUAUCAAAUCUGCUUUAUCUGAAAUUAUACUGACAUUCACCUUAAUCACAGGUUUUAGUUUAUUAUUUGGACUUAACCCUUUAGGUCCCAAGAGUGACCAAUAUCAAUUUUCUCCUAACCACAUAAGGAGAUCAUUAAGGGUAAAGGUUAUGAGAAUAAUUACUAAAUUGAUUACCAAAGGGGGAAUGCUUUGAUCUUAAACCAAAUUCUCUUAACUGUUUUUAAAAGAAAUGUAUGGAGAUUUUUCUGGAGAAUUUGUAUGUGGAUCUUGGGGCUUAAAGGGUUAAUUUUGCUGUACAUACAUGUAGGAAAAAAAGUUGUUGUAAAUAAUCUUUUAGAGAUAAGAUCAUGUAAAUAGUUGGUGUGUACUACAAAAUAUUAUUAAAACUGCAGUACAACUUUAGCAGUAAUACCUUUGGUCCUAUUUUAUGGGAUAUAGAAAAACAUAUUUGGAGACUUUCAGAUGAAUACUUUUUUAUCUCCAGUGUAGGUUGUACCAAAUCUCCUAUUAUUAUUUAUGUGGAUCAUCAGCACAAUGAAAUGACUUUUGAAAACUGUGAUUUCUUGGUUGACCCUGCAUGAAAAUCCUUUUUUAAGCCUGGGCAUCAACAUUCUCCCAAUUUACACUAUAUUUAAUAUAAUGAAUAGCAAAUGUCAGUUUUCUGAGAUUUCCUCCUGAAUUCCCUCUCUUCUACUGAAUUUUUCUCAGCUUUUCAAAAAGCUCUGGAUGGGCUUGACAGAAUUUUUCAAACUUUUUUAACAAGCUAGCACUUGACCCUGCCCAUUUUAAUAAUAUAAUGGGGUUGAAAAGAGUUGUUUUAGACUUGAUUAAUGGCUGCUGUUUUAACCUGACCAUUGCAUAACUCAAUAAUGUCUUGUCUUGUGUGAUGACUUGGGAACUAACUGAAAAAGUGAUCUUCGUCUUUAUCCGUAAAAAUUGAAAAUGCUUAAAAUUCAGCAAACUGAUACUCGUCAGACACGUAAUGCGUGCCUAUGCUUUCCUCAGAUCAGGGGUAGUGGGUAGGUUGGAUAUUUGGCGCCCUUCAAAAUGGCGGCUUUCCCUGAGCGUGAGUACAGAAAGCUUCUUACUGAUUCUCUGCUUAGUGAAGAGGUCAGUAACAGCUACACGUUAGACGAAUUCAAGGAUUUCUUUCCUAGAAAAUAUCGGUGAGUUUGAAACUUAAGGCUAGUGGCGGGUUUUGAUUGCAAGUAAGUUACUUUAUUCUUCAUCACGGCAUCGAAUUAGCUCGCCACAGGACACAUUUAAAAAGUUCUCAGUGGAUUCUGAGGAAGAUAUCGCCUGAGUAAUGUUGUUAGCACUGCCAAUGAUUCUUAGAAAACAAUCUAGGGAGAGAAAAACACGAAGUAGUUCGAAAUGCGUGUGCUCCAAAAUUGCAAAAAAAUACGCGCCAAAAUCAUCCCACUUCACCCGCUCCGUGGUUGUACGUGGCGGGGUUACUUGGAAAUAUUUGGAUGUCGUGUUCCGCUGGGGCUUGGAAACCUCUGCCUCGCAGACAAAUCUAACGCGAAUUUUUUCCCCUUUUUCUUCUUGCUGGCCUUCAACAAAACAAGGGUCGGAUCUCUUGGAUUUGAUCGGAUUCCAGAUUGGAUUGGAUUGCGGAUCGGAUCAGACUGUUAUUUCCACUUUUAGUGCAGAAGAAUUCUUAUGAGAACUGAUUUUUUUAAAUUAGCAACACAGGUGGCUUGGAAUGAAAAAAUCAGAGUUCUCCCAAUGGGAGUUGAACCAGUCCAUAUGCAUCUGUACAACGGUCAACUCCCUCAUGCCUAUAGCGACCACUUCUUGUAAGCAACCACCUCCUGUAAGCGACCACUUUCAAAGUAACAGUUUUGUUUCUCAGUCAAAUACUUUUUCAAAAACUCUUUUAUAAGCGACCACUACUUAAAUUUCUCGGAUAUUGUGUAAUUUGUACACCCCUCAGUAGAUAUACCAGUCGACAUAUCGACCGACACUCGACCAAUGUAUCAGUCAAUAUAUCAACCGAGAUGCCCUAUGACAAAAUCCACAAGCCCUGGGCUAUCGUACACGACUUGCUUUGCAUGCUGCACCACUUUGUCAUGCACCAAGAGUAGUUGCUUACGAGAGAGUUGUCUGUAGUAACUAGUAAAUUAUAGGUUCAACUCCUGUUGGGAGGACUUGGAUUUUUCCUCGCGAGCUGCCUGUGUCACUAAUAAAAAACAUUGUUUCUCAUGUAUCACCAGGGUUAAAGCUCACCUCUAGCUUUAAAAUCGCAAAGAGUUAGUUUUUACUGCACUAGGAAUUUUAUUUUGCAUAACUUCAUAAGAUUUCAAUCCCAAAAAUAGUCUUGUUCACAUGACAUAGCCCAUGAGUAUCUUGUUGCACUGAUUAUGUGUUUCUUUCCAUUUCUUGUGAAGUGGUCUUGUUAUUCACUGAGACUAAAUUGAAAAGUUCCUUUUUCAGAGAAGACAAUGAAUUAAGAAAUUGUGGGAAUAUGAGUAAGAAAGGUACAAUAGCAGGGUUGUCAGAAAGUUUUGAAGUAGACAGCUGAGUUGUCAAAGUAAGCAGCCAGUCUGGAGAUAUCUUGAUUUAAAAAGCCAUCCGUAAAGAAAUGCUAAGCAGAGUAGCUGACCGAUACUAGCCAAGUAGGCCGCGAUUUUCGCCAGCGGCCACCCACUUUUGACAACCCCUGAGAAUAGUGACGAUUUGGUGUCAAACGAACCGCCAGUGUGAUCCAAUCUGCAAUCUUAUUAAAUCCAAAAUCUGAUCCAAUCGGAGUGAGCCGAUCCUGGUUUUGCCGAUGCCCCACCCCCCCUCUCAGAUAAAAAGUGAAGGGGAUGCCAUCUAUUAGCUUUUAAACUCAGUGAUGCCAUCUCAGAUUAGAAGGUAUAAGCUGGCUAUUCCCCUCCCCACCCAAUUCCCCUAUCCACUGGUAUGGAGAAAAGUUUUCAAUGAGGUCUUAGUGGACCCUGCUGAUUUUUUUUAUCUUUUUUUAAAUUCAAGAGAUCACCAAGAUGUCAAAGUGUUAUAUGAAGCCUACCAAACAAAACGGAAGCUGAUAAGGGACAGAGUAGUUAUGAAUGUGAGGAUGCAUUGUAGAAAGAGAAAACAACAGGUUAGCUGA